Sclerotinia borealis F-4128 is the source of this 972-nucleotide messenger RNA. NCBI's taxonomy places the organism in Eukaryota, Fungi, Ascomycota, Leotiomycetes, Helotiales, Sclerotiniaceae. The record is from the annotation of a GenBank genome assembly.
AUGCCAUCUAGACACCAGAAAAGCGUUUGCCAAGGCAACAGCCAGCCUUUCUACUCGGCUCUUCUCUUGCUUUCGAUGACAUUCCCAAAAGUUUCCCACGCACAGAUCCUCCCCGCGGUGUUGACGACGUUUAUCACUUCGGCUACCCCUCCAUCGAACACCCUUCUCGCCUUAAACACUCGUCAACUAGACUCUACCCAGUCAGCGGAAGAUACGUCGAGCCAUGUCUAUAACUACUAUUUUGUGAUUGUCGCCGUCUUCGUGGUUCUCAUCUUCUUCAUCCUUCUAUAUUUUACUCGGCGUCGGAAGCGGAAGGCUGAACUUUUACGGAACAAUGGUCGGACUGCUUUGGCACGCGAUGUACAAACUUUCGCAGACUUCAGAACAAGGUUUGGGCCGAGGAGAGGGGGGUCUAGGGUAAUGGGAAUGACAAUGGGCUCAACGGGCGUACACAGAGAAACACCGGAGGGUUUGGACGAAAGGGGGGAAGCACCUCCAGCUUAUGUGGAGGGUGGUAAGCCGCCGAGUUUGAGGAGUGAUGAUGGAAUCGCAAUGAUGAUCUCUAACGAAGAUCAUGACAAUGCCAACGGCGCACCUAGUGCGCCAGUUGUGGCGACUGCGGGAAAUAACAGUAGUACUACGGAGCACGAUGCAUCGGGUUUGGGGUCCAGAUUAUCUGCGGAACUUUCGCGAUCAACCAUCACAACUGCAAGGAAUAUGGAAGGACGUACAUCUCUCGGGGAUCUAUCAACGCCGGUCGCAGGUGUAGUAGAGUCGAAUCAAGGUGUGGAAUUACGGCCAUUGAGUCGAAGUGCGUCGACACGCCCACCUUUAGGACCACCCACAUACUCCGAGACAUAUUUGGGCGAAGAACCCGACCUUACGAGGCCAGCUGCCGCGGUGACAGCCCAUGACCGGUUUGCUUCAACGAGGAGAUUCAUGAGUGAUAGUAGAACUUCAUCUGAAACAUGA